AUGAACAACGCGGUAUUCGGUAAAACUAUGGAGAAUGUGCGCAACCACGUUGAUGUUAAAUUAUUAACUAAAUGGGAUGAACGGUACGGUGCGGAAGCAAUGAUUGCAAAUCCAAAUUUCCACAGCCGUAGCGUCUUUGCGGAAAAUUUAAUAGCCGUCGAACUGCGCAAACUCGAGGUGAAGUUCGACAAACCGAUUUACCGGAACGGCCCACGCGUACUUGCUCAACACAUCGAUGACGGUGAGUAUGUAGUAGUAGCUUCUGUUGAAACUCGAGUACGGACGCAUCUCAACGAUAUCAGCUUGCCACAGAUCGUCAUACCCCCGGACUAUGACACGUCUUCGCGGAAAAUUUCUUCUCGCCGGAGCGUGCAAUUCCUCGACGAGCCGACGUUUUCCGCUAAUUUUUUCUCUCUUUUCAUCGGACUUCUUUUUCAUGAUUCGACGUGUAAUACACAGAGUACAAGAAAUUAA
Molecule: messenger RNA, 474 nt
Organism: Trachymyrmex septentrionalis
Lineage: Eukaryota; Metazoa; Arthropoda; Insecta; Hymenoptera; Formicidae
Exons: 2
Coding region: 1-474 (157 amino acids)
Source: RefSeq, a predicted model, not a curated record